UCCACCAUUCUGGUGAAUAAAUAUAUCUACAGAAAAUGCAAUAUUAGUUCUGCAAUCGGUUGUUUCAACUACAAAGGCUUCUCCUAAAUUUAAGCAGAUGUCAGUCGAAAAAAACAAAGCGAUGAAGUUGUCUUGGCUGCCAUCGAAGAUGUUCGAAUGAUAAAAUGGCAAAGCAGCCUCGCCAAACUGUCGAAGCGUUAACAGGGAGCUCCUUUGGCCUGAGGAGACCUCCACUGACCCACAUUUUAAAAAGUAUAUUGGAAAGAUACCCUGAUGGAGGACAAAUCUUAAAGGAAAUUAUUCAGAAUGCAGAUGACGCAGACGCCACAAAAGUGUCCUUUCUCCUUGAUUCGCGUCAAGGCUUUUACGGAAAGAACUCGCUCGUCGAACCCACUCUAGCUCAGUUCCAGGGUCCUGCUUUAUAUGCUCAGAACAAUGCCCUGUUCCAGGAAAGCGAUUGGGAAAACUUGCAGAGACUGAUGCAUAGCAGUAAGAAGGAUGACCCUUUGAAAGUUGGUCGAUUUGGAAUUGGCUUCAAUUCCGUUUAUCAUAUAACUGAUCUUCCCAGCAUCGUGAGUGGGGACUCUAUUGUAUUUCUUGACCCUCACGAAACACACUUUGGUAGAGGGGAAACGGGACGGCAAUAUUCCCUUAAGAAAGCGCUCCUUGAAAUCCACGAAGACCAGUUCAAGCCGUACGAGAAUGUCUUGGACUGCAAUAUUUCGACUGAAUUUUACAAUGGAACUCUGUUUCGUUUUCCGCUACGAAGUGCACCGUCAGAUUUAUCCAAGAAGGUUUACAGUAAGGAAAAAGUUGACAAAUUAUUUCAAGCCCUCAAAAAGGAAGCUCCUGUCAUCCUACUCUUCCUGAAGAACAUUGAAGAAAUUGCUUUGUUUGAAACUGACGAGGGAGACUUUCAAAAACAUGUCUUUACGGUGCGAUUGAGUGACAGCUGUCGGCAAGAAGUUAGAGAGAAGAAGAGAAAUUUUUUGAGUGAAUUGAAAAGGCUGAGCAAUGGGUUAGUUGAAAACGUAAAUCUUUCUUUAGAUUUGCAUGUCGUUGAAGUGACUGAAGGAGAAAGAGCGGUGGAAAAUAGAUGGCUUGUGUACCACCAAGUUGAUGCUCGAAAUCUAACAAUCAAACAAUUGUCCUCAGGGUUGGGUCUCCUGCCUUGGGUGGGUUGUGCCACACCAGUAAAAGCCAAACUUCAAGCUCUCUCAUCUAGUACUGGAAGAAUCUUCUGCUUCUUACCACUUCCACCAGACGCUGACUCCAAGACUGGUUUGCCAGUUCACCUGCAUGGCUACUUUGGCCUCACAGACAAUCGACGUGGUCUUAAAUGGCCAGGCCCUGACUGUCAGGAUGAUCCAACCGCAGAAUGGAAUGUGUUGCUGGUGGAGCAUGUUGCUAGUGAGGCCUACGCCAACAUGUUGCUCCUUCUUAGAGAAACAUAUGAUUCUUCAGAUGGAGCAGAUUUGGUGUACAAGUCCUGGCCAAACAUUCAGGAAGUAGGGAAUCAUUGGCAGUGUAUGCUGAAACCCAUGUUCUCAAUUUUACUCAAAGAAAACGUCCUCUUGGCCCCUGCGAAUCAUGAUCACUGGAAAAACCUAAGUGACGCCUACCUGGACAAAAUAAAAAGUCAAUAUAAGAAUGUUACCGAUGAAACAAGAGUCGUAGUUCUAGAAACAUUGACGCAAGCAAAUGAGGCUGUGGUAAUCGUCCCGAGUCAUGUCAUGAUUGCCAUUGAUAAAUACACGCCAGUACCUACGAAGAGCAUCACCCCCGCAUUCUUAAGAGAUCUGCUGAAAAAGAAGAACAAGGGAGUUUGGAAUAUAACCAAUGUACCAAAGAACAAGAAGCUUUCACUUCUGGAAUUUGCUCUAGAGGACAAGAACCUGAGCGACAUGCAUGGUGUUCCUCUUUUGCCCCUCGCAGAUGGAAGUUUUGUUGAUUUCCGCUCACUUCAAUACAACAGAGAGCCAGCAGCUGCUGUGUACGUUUCGUCAACAAGUAAUCCCCGUUCCAUUUUCCACAACAUGGAUAAUAAGUUCCUCGACGACAAAGUUCAAGCUCCAGCCGUUACAUAUUUGUCGAAGAUUGCCCUUGAUGCUAGUAGUCCCUGCACAAUCCAACCAGUGCAACUCGUCAAGUUAAACCAAACCAUUGCUGUCAGGGUCCUGAGAGAAAGCCUUCCAUCAGAGUGGUCUGGAGGAGAUCAUUCAGUACCUUGGUAUCCAGGAAAAAACGGGCAUCCACCGGAGCACUGGUUGGAGUCAGUAUGGAUUUGGAUUCAGAGAAUGUUCCCCACUGAUCUCUCCUUGCUCGAAAACCUCCCGCUCAUUCCGCAUACAUGUGCUGACAACCGAAUCAUAGUGAAGCUGAGUUCAUUAAGCGUGGUUAUUGGAAGACACCAUCACCACAGUAUUUCUUUACCUCCGCUGAUUGUGUCUUUGCUUAGAAAAAUUGGCUGCGUUGUUCUAGAAAAUCUUCCACCAUACAUUUAUCACAACUCUUUACAUAGAUACGUUGCCACACCUGAUCCCCAUGGCGUCCUAAAGAUCUUUUGCACCUUGGGUCAAAGCAGAUGCGCAUCAACAAUUUCGUUUUGUUCACCAGAUGAAAAACGUGCGUUACGAAGUUUCCUCUCCUCUGCGUAUUUCAAUGAUGAUGAAAGAAACCUCCUGUGCCACCUUCCCAUUUUUGAUGCCGCGGAUGGAAACGCCUUCAUUGCUGUCAGAAAUGGAUUUCAAGUUCAUGAGGUUUCACCAUAUGGCUUCGAAGUUCCUCAACGCUUGCCAAUACCAAGAGCGUCCUCAGUCAUUGCCUUGAGAGAUAACGAUUCCCAUGCCUUAAUUCAAAGACUUGGAAUCUCACCGAUGACAAAAACAACAUUCUUAAAGAACAUUGUCUUUAGUGGUAUACAGAGUAAUUUCUAUAGCCACCAACAGAUCUCUACGCUGAUGACCUGGGUACUUAGCCAGUAUUCCGUUUUUUGCAGAGAAAACAGCUCAUUUCAUGUAUCUCUUCAAAAACUGCCCUUUGUCAUCACCAGAACCAACAACCUAGUUACUCCUUGUUGUCUUCUAGAUCCACAGCAAUCCAUUUUGGAACAACUUUUUGAGAACGAAAACGACAAAUUUCCAAAUGGAGGUUUUGUGAAAGAAGAAAUCCUUUUACGCCUUCGGCAACUUGGAAUGAGGAGUAUUCCAACUAAAGAGGAUAUUCUACAUGUUGCUAAAACAAUAGAAAGUGUCCACAGUGAUGUGGGAUUUCGUAAAGCCUUAGCACUCUUAGAGUUCCUUGACAAAAACCCACCUGACAGGUCCUUGGGUCAAGCCCUGAUGAACGAGAGAUGGGUCCCAAGAAUGCAGAGUCGUCCCUCUUCCUAUCCAAGUGCGAUGCCUUGGUUUUCAGGAACAAAGCAUUUCUACAAACCAUCUGAAACGUUCAGCCAAUCUCAAGCUACCCUUGUAGGGGCAUCAGCGCCGUUAGUCUCCAAACCUUGUUCUAAAGCAUUAGAGGCUGUUUUUGGUUGGAACAAAUCACCACCCGUCCACCACCUUCUAAACCAGUUGCGUUCUGCUUGUUCCGUUCUAUGGAGUGACAUAAAUGGAAGUGCUCUGUAUCAUUUUCAAGCGAUGGUAAAGCAGAUCUAUAAAGAAGCAUCCACCAAUACCAGCUUUAUCCACGCCGUAACUCAGGAUAACAGUUUUCCGGAAUGGAUUUGGCAUGGGAAUGGAUUUUCAUCACCGUCGAAGAUAGCUCUCAAAUCUUGCUGCAGAAUCGACCUCAGGCCUUACCUUUAUACAGUUCCGCAAGAUUUUCAACACCUUAGUCAUUUUUUCCAGCAGUGCGGUGUUCGUGAAACAUUUCAAGAUUCUGAUUUGUUGCAUGUUCUGACAAUGAUAAAGGACAAACAUGACACUAGUAGUGAAUAUCUAAAAGAUGUAGAAGAUGAUCGAAAGCUAUCACAUGAGAUUCUUCAGUGGAUGGUUAGAGAUGGAAAACAACUCGAUCUAGGACUUCGAGAAAGUCUUCUAGUGCCGAUUCAAACCUGGGAUAACACCUUAGAGUUGGUUCCAUGUUCGGAGUGCACCUUUUGUGACGCGGAUUGGUUGAGAAAGGGAGGGUCGGAACUUCUCAUCACGAGCGAAUUUCCGAUGAUCCACGAAGCCCUCCCUUCCAAAACCGCUGCUCUCCUGGGUGUCCCACCUAUCAGCACUCGUGUAACUUGCGCGGAAGCCUUAGGUAUCGAGCAAACAGGUCCAUACGAGCCAAUUACCACGAGGCUGAGGAAUAUUCUGAACGAAUACAAAGAAGGGGUUGGUGUUUUUAAGGAAUUAGUGCAGAAUGCAGAUGAUGCUGGGGCAACAGAAGUGCAGUUCGUUCUUGACUGGCGCAGUCAUCCAAACGAGAGGCUUUUAUCAACGGAAAUGGUAGUAUGCCAAGGUCCCGCCCUAUUAGCAUACAACAAUGCAACCUUUACAGAUGAUGAUCUGAAGAAUAUAUCAAGACUGGCAGGUGCCACAAAAAAGCAAGAUCUUGAAAAGAUUGGUCGCUUUGGUCUUGGUUUCAGUUCAGUUUACCACUUCACUGAUGUCCCAGGUUUUAUUACCAGAAGCUAUGCCGUGUUUUUUGAUCCAGAAACAACACACCUUGGACCCCAUUUAAAAGAUACCUCGAAGCCUGGAAUAAAGAUAGAUCUGGCGGUAAAUCGGAAAUGUUUAACCUGUUUUCCUGACCAGUUUGCGCCUUACAAUGGGCUUUUUGGAUGCGAGACCGCUCCACCCAGCGAUCAUGACAAGUUCUACUUUCAGGGAACCUUUUUCAGAUUCCCAUUCCGAACUAAGCGAGGAGAAAUCAGUAAUAAGAUCUACACUAAGCAGGAAAUUCGGUCUCUUAUGUUUUCUUUCCGAGAAUCGUCGCCGACCAUUCUUUUGUUUUCACAAAACGUUAAAAAGGUGUCGUUCCUCGAAGUGGUUGAAAAUGCGACAGGCUCGAAAGAGUUGCGACUCCUGUUUGAAGUCUCCAGAAAGGCUUAUACAGAAUGUACGCCAGUUAAGAAUUCUGUAACGGAAAGUACCUUCCUUAGGUCAUGUGCAGCAUGGACAAGACAGGUAACGAGUCAGUCCAAUCCUGUUUACAGGUGUCCAUCUCCCAAACUAACGGAGCUCAUCUCUGUGUGUUCCACAAUCUGUCUUAAAAAUGAACAGAGGUGUCAAGUAACCGAGUCUUGGCUUGUGACAUCUUGUCUUGGUACUGAAAAUUCCUUUCAGCUUGCAACAAGUGAGGAGGGCAAGAAGCAGGGACUUUUAUCUGCCUCAGGGGUGGCAGCAAAAAUUUCCACCGAGGGCGAUGGCUUCGGAAAAGUAGAGAAAGUCCUCGGAGAAGUAUUUUGUUUCCUUCCCCUAAGCAUUCGAACAGGGCUUCCUGUACACGCCAAUGGCUACUUUUCAGUCGCAUCAAACCGCCGAGGAAUCUGGGAAAGUACUACAGCCGAUGCCUGCCAUGAACCACUAGAAGUGCGGUGGAAUCAAAGCCUCAUGGAGGAUGCAUUAACAAUGGCCUAUGUUCAGCUCUUAGAUGAUAUGAUUGUCAUGAAAACACAAGGAAAAAUUUCGUCCUACGAUGUUUUCUCGCUUUGGCCAAACCCAGACAACCUUCAAUCAUCCGCUUGGGAACCACUCAUAAAGAGCUUUUAUCAAAAAGUCGCAAGUUAUGACCUUCCCUUAGUAUGCACAGGAGGGAAAUGGCUCCCAGUGACUCAGUGCAUUUACCAAGAUCUCAAGUUACGGGAACUCCCGAAUAGUGAGAUGGUCCUUAAAAAGUUUGAUUACAAAAUAGUGCAACUUCCAGACUUUGCAAGGAAAGGUUUUCAGCAGGCUGGAUGUAUGAAUGUUAUCGACAAACGUACAAUGACACAAGAAAAGUUUCUCCAAGAAGUUUUUUUUCCGAAUAUCACGACGAUACCAAAAGAGCUACGCGAUCCCAUUGUGUGUCACCUCAUAGAUAAAUGCCUUCAGGGACAUGCAAGCAAUCAAUGCAAUGACCUUCUCAACCUAUAUGAAUCUUUGCUUUCAAACAAUCGUUGUAUUCCCUGUGGACCAGAUACGGGGCAUUUAGCAUCUCCUAGGGAACUUAUAUCCCCAAUAGGUGCGGGUGCAACUCUGUUCUCAGCAGACGAUAGAAGAUUCCCGGUUGGGUCUUGUUAUCAAACUAAGGAACGUCUUUUCAUGCUUCAAAACCUGGGAAUGUUAUCAGAUACUCUUGACUGGGAAACCCUGACUGAGCGAGCAAACUCCGUGUCGAUACUCUGUAGAAGAGCUAAAGAAGAUGCUAAGAAGAGAUCUUCCCUUCUUAUCAAGUAUAUCAAUGACCACAUUGAGAAAAUGGACCACCCUUCAGAAUUGAACAAGGAGGAGUUAGUGGCAAUCACUAUUUUCCCUAUUCUUGCUAAACCAGCAGGCUAUGUCAUGCCAUGGAGAGGUAGUGGUGAUUGCAACAGUGUUAUGCUUCCGGCGAAAGAAAUGUACGAUGAAAGGUAUAAAUAUGUCGCAGGGUCCUCUCGGCCAAUCCUUGAUGAAAGUGAGAGUUGUGGCGGCCAUAAGUUAAGAGAGAAAACACGCGAUCUCUUUGGCUUCAGUUCCCGUAAACCAUCGGCCCAAGAGGUUCUUAACCAGCUGAAGUAUACAAUUCAAGCAACAAUUCAGUCGCCCCACGCGAUCGAAAGUUUGGAAAAGGCCUUCCAUUGCCUAUACACGUAUUUGCAAGAACUCAUUUUGGAACCUGAUGGUGACAGAAUUAUACAGACAUUGCAAGAGAGGGAAUGGAUACUCGUUAAUGGAAAAUGUCUGUCGGCCUAUCGGCUGGCUUUCACUUGGAGGCGAUUUGGUGAACCUUACCUCAAUGAAGUGCCUCAGAGUCUUUCGUCGAGGUAUCGUAGUCUAUUUCAAGCGUCAGGCGUCAAAAGCAAUUUCUCCUCUGAAGACGUCCUUUCUGCUCUUUACAAGCUGAAUGAGGACAAACAAGGGGAACCUCUAUCUUCAACUGAGUUUAGAGUUUCAAAAUCUUUGAUCGAAGAGCUAUCGGAAGCCUUGGAGAGCACACUUGAGAAAGAAAGGGGAAAGAUUCCUUUGCCAGACCAAAAUCUAUUUUUACAGCCCGCUGAGAAAUUAGCCAUUAAUGAUGCGCCAUGGGUGAUUACUGGACGCGGAAUCGACUACGUUCACAAGGACUUGCCAAUUGACCUUGCACACAGGCUUGGAGCAAUUGACAUUCGAACAAAGAAACUAGCCAGAAUAUCUCGUCCAAUCGGACGUGAAUUUGGACAGCGAGAGGAACUUACUGACCGUUUAAAGGGAAUUUUGAAAGCAUAUCCAUGCGAUGUUGGAGUCCUAAAGGAGCUCGUGCAGAACGCUGAUGAUGCAGGGGCCACCGAGGUACACCUUAUUGUUGACCCUCGUUACCACAAAACUGACCAGCUCUUAAGUGACAACUGGAGAGAACUGCAAGGUCCUGCCCUCUGUGUUUACAACAACCGACCGUUUUCCGAAAAGGAUUUAGAGGGGAUACAAAGACUGGGAAUUGGAAGCAAAGCAGACGAUCCUACCAAGACAGGACAGUACGGUAUUGGCUUCAACGCCGUAUACCACUUAACGGACUGUCCAAGCUUCAUUUCAAAUGGAGACACGCUCUGUAUUCUCGACCCUCACUAUCGCUACGCUCCUGGAGCAGACAAAGAAAAUCCUGGACGUAUCAUCACACCAAUCCGUGAAGAAGAACGAUCCGAUUUCAGGGACAUAUUUCCUUGUUAUCUGGAAGACAUAUUUGAUUUAAAAUCCUCAACUAUGUUUCGCUUUCCUCUCAGACGCCAAAAUACGUACACAGAGUCAUUAAUUUCUGAAACGCGGUUGUCCUCCACUGAAAUAAAGAACUUUAUGAACCUUUUGGCCACUGAGGUAAGAGAGAUUAUCCUGUUUUUACACCAUGUGAAGAAAAUAUCGUUGUCUGAAAUUAAAGACGAUCAGCUGAAAGAAAUGCACUCAGUUUCUGUACACUUAACAGACGAGGCUGAUGCGGAACGCUUGAAGCUUGCAAAACACAUUAAGAGUUGUAAGGUCCUAACUACAAAUGAAAUUCAAUGGUUUGGAAUCACAUACCCUCUUGUUGUUCAAGAAGGCAAAGUAAGACAAGAGAAAUGGCUUAUCCAUCAGUGCAUUGGAAUCCAGAGACGUGAUGGUGACCAGAUUCCCAGCGGUCAAAAUUAUGGUCUCCUACCUCGCGGUGGAAUAGCAGCCAAGAUUUCGGAGAAGUCAAAAUUCCCCUCUCACGAAAGACACAGACCAAUCCACAAGGCUUUUUGCUUCUUGCCAUUACCAGUAUACACAGGGCUCCCAGUUCAUGUCAAUGGACAUUUCUUUUUAGAUUCUGCACGUCGAAACUUAUGGAUCGACGAAGAAGGGAAAGGAUUUGGAAGUCUGUGGAACCAUUUUAUGAAGAGCCAAGUCUUGGCCCAGGCGUAUGUAUCGCUUAUGUUGGUUGCCCGAGGCCACCUUCCUGGUUCCAAAAACGGAGACAUCCCAAGUUUCUCCACGGAAUUCCAGGCUCAUGUUGGUAUGCAGUGGUAUCAUAAUCUCUUUCCGCAAAUUGAAACUGUCAAGAACCAGUGGCGAGAGCUAGCAAAGGCGGUUUUCCAGAAGAUCUGCAACGAAGAUAUUAAGUUAUUGCCGCUGAUAAAAAGACCUUUUGGUAAACAUUCGCUGUCCUCCCAAAGGGCUAGAGCUGUACGAAUCAUUCCACCCCUUCAUGAUGCGCAAGCCGCCAAAUGUGAUUUUAUUGAGUGUAAAGAGGCCAUAAGGUGUUUUUGGUUGUCUCCUUCACAAGGGUUUUUCGACACUUUGUCGAGCAGUGACGAAUCAGCCAGACAUCUUUCGCAAGUUAUCCUCAACAUUGGCUUCCAACUUGUUUACUCUUCCCACAAACUCUUUAAGGAAUUCAAGACAGCAGGAACGAAUGUACAAGAGGUCACGCCUGAUGGAGUUAUUGGAUUUCUCAAGGGAAAUCCAAACUCGGUAGGUCUAAUACCCUGUCCUGUAGGUGAGACGACACUUGGUUCUGUGCCGAAUGUACUCCUUCUCCUUAAGUACUGCAUGGAAGCCCCUAAUUUUCAAGAAAAAAUAUUUGGAAUCCCUCUUCUGUUGACUGAAGACGACUUUCUGAGGCGAUUUCAGAAGGAUAACCAUGUAUUUCUGAGCCUCUUUGCAGAUUUGAUACCAAAUCAACGCUCUAGGUUCAUCCAGCACACACUCGCCGCACCAUUGCUUCAAUUCGAAAAAGAAAUCUUUGAGGCGGAUCAAGGGAUUCUAAAAAAAUUCGACAUCCAUGCCUUAGCCUCGCUCCUCCCGAGUACUGUAAAAGGCAGAUGGCGUAAAACCAACAGUCUCAUUUCAUGGGAUUUGACGAACGGACCUUCCGAACAGUGGCUGAAGCUUCUAUGGAGAUUUUUGUUCAAAGCACACGAAAAGGAGCCAGAUACUUUUUCCCUAACUCCACUGCAUAAAUGGCCCAUUCUUCCAACCAAAUCGAAGGAAUUAGCUCCACUAUUAAAAGGUAAAGUCAUUCUUGACUUGACACCCUCCGAGUCUUGGUCAUAUGGUCAAAAGACUGUCGUCGAUUUGUUGAGGAAGUUAAGAUGCCCGGAGGUGGAUGUCGAGCUCAUAAGCAAUGGUAGAAGAUGGGAUUUAUCACCAAUACUUAAACAGCACCUUUCGUACCCUAACUCGUUGGAAGACACUUUAAAGGUCUUAGACCAUGUGAUGAGGGAAGUUGAUAUUUCUGGUUAUCUUUCUGAUGAUGAAAUGCUUUCUUUACUCCAGUUCUUUCAAGACGGUGCAAUCUCUCUGAAAAAGGACUGGUUAUCCACCUCUAUUUUGAAGCGGUUGCCAUUUUUUAAGACUUUUGAUGGAACAUUUGUUUCCCUCGAAAAUGCUGGAUCAGUAUAUGUCAUCCCGGUGGGUUUACCAACUGAUGAGUGCGAUGUUUGGAUGCGAGGUAACAAUUGUCUUUUCUUAGCACCUGAACCAAAGCUAAACCACUUGUACGAUGAAGUUCUAGAUAUUAGUACCAGAACACACACAGAUUGCUACAUCAACUUCAUCUUCCCCAAAUUUCCUUCUCUAACGAUGCAAACUCGAAUGCUUCAUCUUAACUACGUUAAAAGAUUCUUGCUGGCACCCAAUUCCGAUAAAGAUCAACACUCUAGAGUCUUGCAGUCACUAAGAACUUUGAAGUUCAUUCCAGACCUUCAUGGAUCACUGCGCGCUGCAUCUUAUUUUUUUGAUCCACGCGUCAAAGUUUUUGAAGUUAUGUUACCACGCGAGAAAAUGCCACCACAACCUUUUAACAAGGAAUCCGACUGGCUAGAUCUCCUAUGUAAAGUUGGAUUGAAGCAGCAAGUUAGCAGAGAUGAGUUCUUGGAGUUUUCAAAGGAAGUUGCGAAGCAAGCAGAGAAUAUGACGAAGAAAACUCGUAGUACGUUGGAGAAGAAGUCUCAAACUCUUGUCACCCACCUUUUGGAUGAAAAGUCCUUUCAUGAAGCGGAGUAUUUACAAAAGCUCUCCAUAAUAAAGUUUGUAGCAUCUGCAAAGGCUAGUGAGAAACUUCUUUCUCUUCACAUGCAGUACCCGUGUUCCAAAGAUGUGCAAGAUGGACCAUUUCCAUUUAUUCACUUCCAUGGUUCAAUAUCAAACAUGGCGGAGCGACUUGCCUGGACAGUGGCACCUCUUUUACCAGAUUGGGCUGUUCCAGAUGCGGAAGAUACGGAGCUUAAAACCCUUGGAGUUCUCCCACAUCCCUCGCUGGAUCAGGUCAUCAAUCAUGUCACCACACUCUCACAAAAUGUUCUCAAGGACAUUAAUAGAGAAAUACCGCAAUCAAAGCGUCGCUUUCUGCGUGAUAUCAUGACCGAGGUGUAUACUUUCCUUCAACGUGUAACUGGCUGCCAGAAGAGUAACUCACUCAAUUCCUGCUCGUACGAGUGCCAUGAAAUUGGGAGGCGAUUGUCUGACAAUGCAUGUAUCUUGGUUGAAGAUGGCCGAGUAUUUGUCCGUGGUGACCAACUUGCCUUCCACCUUGAUGAGCAGUUAGCACCAUAUCUAUAUAAAGUUCCACGAGAAUACGGAUCUUUUCAGCACUUGCUUCUGCGCCUUGGAGCCGUAGAGGAAGCCACACCAGAACAGUUCGCCAAAGUACUCAAUAAACUAAAAGCCUCAUGUCCAGACAAGAAAAUAAAUCUCAAUGAAGACAACAUUGUAAAACACGCUGUACACGGCCUGUUUACGACUCUAAAAACCUUACAAGACCACAAAAAAGGUGAGCCAGACAAUAAUCCUCUUUCUAAGAUCGAACAUCUGUAUCUUCCAAGUAGCAGACAAAAGUUCGAAAGGUCUGUAGACCUCGUCCUGUUUGAUGCCCCUUGGUAUAUGAACCGUUUACCAACUGCCAUGUAUGAGCCCCUCGAUCCACUAGGAAAGUACAACCUAACGUUUGCUACUCCUCGGCAAAUUGUUGACCUUCUGCCAGCUCACUUGAAGAUCCCAUCCGUAACAGCACUGGUGAGAGAAGAGCUGCACUCAGAAUGCAGAGAAAAGAAGUGCCGAGCUGAUGUGGAAAAUAAAUGUCACGAGACCAAUCGCCUCCGUCACUUGUUGUUUUCCCCUAAGCUUGUGGAUGGUAUUAGACGAAUUUUAAAAUAUCAAUAUCAGAGAGCCAAACUGAAUGAGGAAGUCCGAGGAAACGUCAGCAAUUUUCAAAACGAACUACAAAUAAGUUGCAUGGAGAUGCUUUCCACUGAGUUAGUCGAAAACAGAUCAAAUACAUCAAUUCCAGGCAGCCAAAGAUCGAGGAGUGUAGACUGCUUUGUGGAAAGGGAAGAAAGUGGUAAAAAGCACAUAUUCAUCAAACAUGGUGUUGGUCCCAGAAACAUUCGCAGGGUUCUCUGCAAAGAGAUAAAUCAAUUGACCGGAUGCUACAUCGACAACGUUAGCUGGUUGUAUUUGGCUGAUAUUUUAGAAUGUGAGUCUCCUGAAGACAUUUCUUCCACAUUGGACAUGGCUGGAGUGUCCGAAGAUGUGGAAAAUAGCGAUACGCCGAAACUAGAGCCUGAUCUUGGAACAGAAUUGCCUGAAGAGUUUUACUACCUUCUAGAACAAUACGGUGACUUCUAUUUUCUGAAAGGAGAACUAGUUGCAUGUGAGAAAGAUGACUCAACCGAAGAGGAACAGAAGUAUAUCUAUGCCAAAAUCGUGAACAAGCUAACAACUAAAACGAAAGCCAAAAAGGACAGAACGAAAAGGAGGCAAAAAGGAGAGAGUAAGUUGCUGGACAGAUAUCUUAUUCAUAUUGGCCGUGGAAAGAAAGAAGUCGAUGUACUGGAUCUGUACAAAAUAGGGAGACCACAAACAGUUCAGGAUAAAGAUGACGAAGCAGAAGAAGAAUGCUUUUCAAAAACAAUGGAGCUCGUACCUGACGAGGGAGCUGAUGGGCAGAGUGCAGAACCUGAGGGAGGAGAAUCCUCAACAUCAUCUCAAAGUAAGGACGAGCUACGUAAGCCUAGGACGUUGGACGCCGCCAUAAAAGAAGUUCGGAGUAAACUUGCAGAAAUUUGGAAGCUUCCAGAAGAUAAAAGAAAGAAAGCAGUUAUGCGUCUAUACCUUCAAUGGCACCCGGACAAGAACAUUAACAUGGAAGACAUUGCCAAUGAAGUCAUCAAGUUUAUACAAAAUGAGGUCGAAAGGUUAUCAAAACGUAAGUCGACAAGCCACGAUGAAGGCUUUGCAACACCACCAGCAGAUUUUUCGGACUUCUUCACGCGAUGGAAUAAAAGAGCUCGACGAGAGCGCUCAAGCUACGAAAACUUUCUCCACCAUAACCCACAAUUUACAGGUUUCUUAUCACAAUCAAGAAGUACCUACAUGGCACCUAAUCUACGCGUAGCGAAGAUGUGGAUUCGUCAAGGCAAAGAAGACCUUCGCUCCGUAAAACUUCUCUUGACUGCCCGAGAUCCCCUCUACUACCUUGUCUGCUUCCAGUGUCAUCAAAUUGCGGAGAAAUCUCUCAAAGCAGCUCUUUACGCUCAAUCAGGAGUCGCGGACAGGCAGCUAAAUUCUCACGACUUGGUUCUAUUGGCCCACAAUCUUUCACUGCUUCCUGAAGCUCCAGAUGUGACACCGCAAGUAGCCAGGCUGUCUGACUAUUACGAAGGCACUCGAUAUCCUGACAAGCACGUACCCCAUAAGGUACCUGCUGACGUUUUCCAAGAUUCUCAGCAAGCACAGGAGGCUUUCAGACUGGCCACAGAAGUUAUUGAGAGACUAGAGCAGUUUGUUGGAGAAAAAUGACUGCUGACACUGUCAUCGAGUCUUUACAUUUGACUUUAUAAUCCCCACAAUACAUUUCAAAAUGUGACUGCUUUACCUUAGGCAUCGCGAUCUUAGGUAGAGUUAGGAAAAUUUAAGCAAUCUAAGAGGAAGUAUACUACCAGCACACCUUUGCCGCAGAGCGCGACGUUAAAUUUUGGCAAGAAUUGACUGAUCUUGCAUAACAUGAUUCAAACAUUUAAUUGAAGAGAAAUUAAGCUUACAUUUCCGAAUAAUAUUACUUUUAUCUGUAACUUUGUAGUUUCCUAGUUGUGUCGUAUUUCAAAUUUUUACCAGUAAUAUCAUACUGUGGUGGAAAGGCUUUUCAUAAAAAUUUUUAGAAGGUAAGGAACAGGAAGUAAGUUUAUAUCAGUUAGUGCGAGUGUCAUUUAUAAUGCUCGCAAUUCCUCUUUCGUUUGAUUAGUGGUCGUGUUGAGUAGAUGACGUCUUGAUUACAUGUGUUUUCUUGACACAAACACAAACAAAAUUCGUUCAUUAAGGUGACCUAGACCUCUCCGAAAGUUCUUAACAUUUUUUAGCGUGCCGAAGUUAAAGGAAUGCUUUCCAUGUUUCUGCUAAAGGAGAUAAACCCUUAGGUAUCGUUACAAUUGUUUUUUUCAGGUCUAGGAAAAAUUUUUCAUGUCUAUAUUUUACUAGAGUUAGUCAAAAGUAUUAACGCUGUUUAUUAAAAGAACAUUUCAUAUGAUCCUUGAUAGUUGACACUGUAAGCUUUAUAAAGAAGGAAAUAAAUCCAACACUAAUACUUUUAACUUGAAAAUUUACCUGUAAGUAUCCAUCUAUUCAUCUUAUUGGCUUACUUUUAUUUGAAAGUAAUAACUACUGUUUUUUCACCUCAUUAAAAACUGAUAAGUACUGAGA
This is a messenger RNA of Stylophora pistillata, 14294 nucleotides long. Its product is annotated as sacsin. The record is from RefSeq and is a predicted model, not a curated record. Lineage: Eukaryota; Metazoa; Cnidaria; Anthozoa; Scleractinia; Pocilloporidae. Gene Ontology annotation, molecular function: Hsp70 protein binding.